Messenger RNA from Limanda limanda (common dab), 1573 nucleotides. RefSeq names its product TSEN34 tRNA splicing endonuclease subunit (gene tsen34). Bases 47 to 913 code for a protein of 288 amino acids. The transcript is spliced from 6 exons. Gene Ontology annotation, molecular function: nucleic acid binding; tRNA-intron lyase activity. Gene Ontology annotation, cellular component: tRNA-intron endonuclease complex. The record is from RefSeq and is a predicted model, not a curated record. Gene Ontology annotation, biological process: tRNA-type intron splice site recognition and cleavage; tRNA splicing, via endonucleolytic cleavage and ligation. NCBI's taxonomy places the organism in Eukaryota, Metazoa, Chordata, Actinopteri, Pleuronectiformes, Pleuronectidae.
UAGCUUGACACAAACCAGUGCACGCGUAGAGAGAAGAGUUGUGGUGAUGGACGACGCCCCCUACAGACCGGAGGCGGACUCGUCUGCCCUCGAUGUGGUGGGUGUGGGUGUGUGUGACUCCUCCCCCCUGCUGUGGAGGAUGGAGGACCUGAAGACGUUCAGGAGGCGUGGCCUGGUGGGGGCGCUGCUGGGCUCGCUGCCCCGGACGCCACGACAGAACGGACGCCUGGGACGCCCGCUUCGCCUGCUGCCCGAGGAGGAGAGAGAGCUGAGCGAGCAGCACGCCGCCGCCGCGCUAGCCUCCGCUAACCAGGAUGGAGGCGGGGCCGAGCAGCACCAGGAGCAGCAGAGGCGGAGCUACGAGGUGCAGAGUGUUCUCGCUCUGGAGGAGAGGAAGUCCGCACUGCUCCGAGCAAUGACCUCAUCACACACAGAUCCAGCCUCUGGUCCCGGGACCUCGGACGAGGCCCUGCGGCGCCGCCUGGACGCCCUGGACCACAGCUUCACCUUCCCGUGGGCGGGGCUGGCGGUCCAGCUGAGCACGUCGAGGGCGGGCUUGACCCACUGCCCGGUGGACCGGGCUGUCCUGCGGGCUGACUGGCCAAUCAGGGCGCAGCCUGACACCUGCGGGGACGUCAGGUACCAGGUGUUCAGAGACCUAAGGGGGCGGGGCUUCUACCUGACCUCAGCAGGGAAGUUCGGAGGCGACUUCCUCGUUUAUCCAGGUGACCCUCUUCGUUACCACGCCCACUUCAUUGCCGUCUGUCUGUCUCUCGAUGAGUCGCUGUGCGUGCUGGACGUCCUCGCCGCGGCUCGUCUGGGAUCCAACGUGAAGAAGACGGUGCUGCUGUGCUCGCCGGGGACGGACGGAGCGGUGCGGUACACCUCGCUACAGUGGAGCGGGAUGGUGUGAAGACCAGGAUCUGGAUCAGGUGUGAAGACCAGGAUCUGGAUCAGGUGUGAAGACCAGGAUCUGGAUCAGGUGUGAAGAGGAGGAUCUGGAUCAGGUGUGAAGACGAUGAUCUGGAUCUGGUGUGAAGACGUGGAUCUGGAUCAGGUGUGAAGACCAGGAUCUGGAUCAGGUGUGAAGAGGAGGAUCUGGAUCAGGUGUGAAGAGGAGGAUCUGGAUCAGGUGUGAAGAGGAGGAUCUGGAUCAGGUGUGAAGACGAGGAUCUGGAUCAGGUGUGAAGACGAGGAUCUGGAUCAGGUGUGAAGAGGAGGAUCUGGAUCAGGUGUGAAGAGGAGGAUCUGGAUCAGGUGUGAAGAGGAGGAUCUGGAUCAGGUGUGAAGACGAGGAUCUGGAUCAGGUUUGAAGACGAGGAUCUGGAUCAGGUGUGAAGACGAUGAUCUGGAUCAGGUGUGAAGACGUGGAUCUGGAUCAGGUGUGAAGACGAGGAUCUGGAUCAGGUGUGAAGACGAGGAUCUGGAUCAGGUGUGAUCCAGAUUGAUGACAUGACAAUGAAUCCUGAUAUUGAUUCUGAAAGUUUCAUCGAUGCAGCUUCUCAAUCUAGUGUUUGAUGUUAUUUCCUUUUUAAUUUUUUAAAUCAAUGAUAAUAAAAAUAAAAUUGACUGA